UUUAAAUAGUCUCAGUAUAAUAAAAUCACAGUGUUUUACUACACUGCCAGAAACAGGCGUCCCCUAAAGUAGCCCAUUAGUCCCAGGCCAAGAUGGGAAAAAUGGGUGAGGUCGAGUCGUCACUCUAAUGAAUCAAGGGGGAUGGGACAACGUUACGCGCAGCACCCACCAGCCUCUCAUAUCCAAUGACGGCUUGGAUUGGAUUUGCAAAGGGGGAUGAUGACUCCCACUUUCUCGUGGCUGGACGCAGAGGGCGGGGCUCCGUGGCUUCGUUUGACAGCUGCGAAAUGGAAAAUGUAUAGCGCAUAGAAGAUCUGGGAAAGCAUGCUGCUCCAAAGCAACCAUACCUUCAGAAGGAAUGGGAUGCAGCAUGGCCCUUAAUAGACUGCGAAUGCCCUCGUAAAUCUGGAGACUGGAGACACCCCCAAAAAAAGGAAAGCGGAAUAAUUACUGAAAUUCUGCGUAGAAGGCUGGGAUUUUUUUUUUUAGGGAUAUGCACCGUGCGUUUUCGUUCCCGGUGACGGUGGAGCGCAGUCGGACCAAGGAGCGUCUGGAGGCGAGUCUGGCCGGACUGUGUGAGCUGGAGCUCCGCAAGCAGAGACAGGAGUGCCUGGUGCUGGGGGCGCUGGCUCUGGGAAACCUCUAUCCUCAGGACAGCUCCAGGGGAGAGCUGGCGUGUUUCAGCAGCUGGGGGCAGGAAAACUUGACACUAAGGCGCCAGCUGAGUGCCCUUCAGAGUUCCCCAUGGGGCCUUAUGCAGGCGCUUGAACAGCAGGUGGGAGAGCUGAGGAUCGACAUCGAUGACUGCUGCUAUGAAGGAGCUCAAGGAGACACAGGCGACAGUCGGCCUAGUUCUGGUUUCUAUGAGUCGAGUGGGGGUCAAUCGCCAAAAGGAAGAUCUUGUUCCACUGAACCCACAGAUCCCAUCUCCCCCUGGACUUUCACCAAUGACAGGCCAAAGUCUGUGGGAGAUCCCCUCAUGCUCAAUGUAGACCUGGAUAUGCCGGUCAUACGCACCACCCUCCCCCGCUCCUUUUCUGCCCCUUACCCACCUCUGGAGGGCAUCACAGAGGAGAGCUCUGCAGUGGACUCGUGGCAGUGGGACCCCAGCGGAGCGAACGAGGCCUGGGAGGAGCAGCAGUCUGCAGAGGACCUCGUGACAGAGGAGGACUACCAGCAGGCCUUGAGGGUAGAGGGUUACAUACUAAGUCUGAUCCAUCGUCACACCCUCGCGCCACGGCCAUGUCAGCCUCGUACUACCCUGAGCCCUGACCCCCUGUACUGCAGUGCCUCCGGACACAGCUCCCUACACAGGAGAACUCCUUCUCUGACGACAGAGCAACACCCUCCCGACCCCCACAUCCAGCCCUAUGGUGACCUUUCAUCAAACCAGAGGAACCAGGGCUGGGGUUGUGACCUGCUGGAGGGGGAGGCCUGUGGAGGAGAGGCCCCAUCUUUGGAGGAAGACUGCUAUCUGGCACUGCCCUACCCCCAGCCGAGGCCACACUCCCUGGCUGAGAGGCUGCCAUCACCUCUGCCCUCCUUGGACCCCAACUAUGGUGGUGGGGUGCUUGACCUUUGCUGUGAACCCCCUUCCCCCCGGCAUUACCAACACCCACAACCCCCUACUCAUCACAAACACAAUUUAGUCAGUGGUCAGUAUAUCCCUGGACACCCUUGCCACGCCCCCUUGCGCUCCCCUAGACACUACAACCCAGAGCAACCUAAGCUUAACCAAGCCAUCGCCUCCCCUGACCACCUCAACUCCAAGUCCAGACCCUCUAAGAAAAGCAACAAUGAGAGACAGAGAACCAAGAAGUCCAGCAGUAAAACCAGUCGUUCCCAGUCUGAGAACAGCACCCUGAGCCAACGGGUGCUGCCUGAGCGCAGGUACAGCACCACCGAGAGGCACCAUGGAAGAGGGGACCUUCCUCAGAACCAAGGUCAAGGCCAAGUCUCAGGACAGCAUGCAGGCCACAACGGGAGCCGACGUUGGUGCUCCAACCUGGAGCUCAGCCAGGACGAGGGGGAAACCCAGACACAUAGACGGCCACCUCGAAAAACCCGCCAUGGUCAUCCUUGCCCCCAGUCCCAACCCCAGAAGUACCACCCUCAGGUGCAGCACGCCCAGCGCUGGCACCCAGACUUUCAGGAACGAGCACCUUUGUGUCAGGGAGAGGAAGGCUACGCUGGCGCUGCUGCCCCCGCAGAGUCCGAGUCCAGCAUGAGUGAGGUGUAUUCUCCGGCCUCCAGUUCGCUCUCCAGUGACUCGGAUGAGAGCGGGGGGCUGGUGUGGCCCCAGCAGCUGCCGCCCCGCCUCGCCUCCACCUCAUCCUCGUCCUCACCUUCACCACAGGCCACUGCCAACGCCCCCGCUCAGCCAAAAGCCUUUGUCAAGAUAAAAGCCUCCCACGCUCUGAAAAAGAAGAUCCUCAGAUUCCGCUCGGGGUCUCUCAAAGUCAUGACUACUGUGUGAGGAAAACCUGUUUUACACUCUUUACUGAUGUUUUGUAAAGCCAUUGUCAGAGCAAGAUUUGCGUUCACUACUUUUCAAGUCACCAAUCAUAUGCUAACUCUUCAUACCCUACCUACCUCUAACACUAGGGAUGUUGCUUGCAACUAAUUUCCCUGAAGUUUAAACGGACGCUUAAAUACAAUUUAGUCGACGAGUUUUAAGGCAAGAAAAAAAAUCUGGAAAACCGUCAAAAUUGAGCGUGAUUUAUUUAAGUUGAGGGGAAGUUGAUCUUAUGCAGUUGUUGUCAUGAUGAGCUGUGUCACAUUAUCAGACAGAGUGCGAUCACAGUGUCUGAGGUUUAUCAUCGUCACAUUGGAUUGUCAAGUGUGGCUAAUGUUAGCAGCAGUGAAAUACUACCAAACCAUGCUGCUCCUACAAGAUGGUAUCCGUUGACUGUGCUCGUUUACAUCGGGGGAAGUAGAGCAAUAAAUCGGAGCUACAGCCCUGGCUAGUAGAGGCUCGCUUCAUGGCACAACAUUUGACCUGGAUUGAGGGCUGACAUAAAAUAUUAAAAACUAAUUGAACCGACUAGUUAUUCUGUUGACGAAUAGAGAGGGCGAUGACGUUUAGCUGUUCAGUCGUGCCUAUCCUGAUCUGAAAUAAUCUGUCCUCAAGAGAGAGGGGCAUUAACUUCAAUGGACUUAGAUAAAGAUCUGCUCGGGAUCACUUGUCUGAAAUGUCUGGUUGAAUUUAUCUUGUUGCUGACAACCACCAGACACUCGACUAAUGGAGGCUAUCCUGUGCUAAUUGAUUAUAAUGGUAAUUGCACAUUUCCACUGUGAUUACAUCAACCACAGUGGCUGUAAUUGACUGAGUUUGCUUCCAGUUUCUAUUUCAGUCCGUUGGUAUUAUAGUUAAUUCAUUACAGAUUUAAAGGUGACCAUUUCCAGCAGUGUCGAGAUGACAAGGCAACAAAAUGAGGUUUUAAGUCUUUUAAAAUGGCCAAGCUGUCAACAUAUUCAAGCUCAUGUUUGAGAGGUUGAGAGGCUUCUUGGAAAGUACUGUGUAAUUUGGUACUGAUGAAAUUGGGGGAAAAAAAGUCAUUUAUUUGAAAGAACAGCGCCAUUUAAAUCAAAGGACAUAUUCUUGGAAUAGAAGUUAAUUAUUGGAAACUUAAUGCACAAUUUUCUUUUUUAUAAUUUAAUUUUCUGGUUUAAUUUAAAAGCCUUGCAGGGUUAUGCUUCCGAUUUAUUGGAUAAAAAGGAGUCUCCUAUUUGACCAUUUGACUCAUUUUUUCCAGAGUUUAGUACAUGUUUAAAUAGCUCUUGCUAAAAAGGUCAGAAAGAAAAAGAUUCCAAAUUGAAUCAGAUCAGAUACUUAAAGCAUCACAAAACUUCCAUUGUGUGCUAAGACUAUUUGUCCUUAACGUAACCAGGAUCUUAUGUAAAAA
Messenger RNA from Labrus mixtus (cuckoo wrasse), 3905 nucleotides. RefSeq names its product dapper homolog 3-like. The record is from RefSeq and is a predicted model, not a curated record. The coding region runs from base 494 to 2476 and encodes 660 amino acids. NCBI's taxonomy places the organism in Eukaryota, Metazoa, Chordata, Actinopteri, Labriformes, Labridae. The transcript is spliced from 4 exons. Gene Ontology annotation, biological process: negative regulation of canonical Wnt signaling pathway. Gene Ontology annotation, cellular component: cytoplasm.